This is a messenger RNA of Linum trigynum, 3861 nucleotides long. The record is from the annotation of a GenBank genome assembly. NCBI's taxonomy places the organism in Eukaryota, Viridiplantae, Streptophyta, Magnoliopsida, Malpighiales, Linaceae.
ACGGCCCAAAACGGCCCACCGGUGGCGCGAGUCAUUAAGAAGUAAGAAUUGCCGCCGUCAUCGUACUCUUCUUCUUCUUCUUCCUCUUCCUCUGUCUUCCCGCCGCAAACUCUCGUCUCCAACAAACGUAUCCAUGGCGCCGUUCCCAUUUCUCAAUCUAUCCGGCGCUACGUCAUGCGGACUCUGCCCUUUAUUGAAUAAAUGAAAAGAACUUAUCCCAAUUUUCCCGCCAUGUCUUUCUCUUCAACUCCGGCUCGACUAACCCUGCUCGCUCUCCUCUCGGCCACCUCCAUCUACUGCUUCUACAGGUCUCGCCGUCUCAAGCUACUCAAGCUCUCCGUAAACGCUAACCUUAUUCCUCAGUCCAAUGGUCACCCUGAUGUUUCCUUGAAGAGAGGGAAGCUCUUCUUCGUCACCCAAACCGGGACUUCCAAAACCCUAGCUCACCAGCUCCACGGUCUCCUGACCUCUAGCGGGAUCCCGUUCGCACUUGUCGACGUGAAAAGCUACGAGCCGGAGGAUCUGGCUAAGGAGAGUCUAGUUUUGAUUAUUGCUUCCACUUGGGAAGACGGGAAGCCGCCGGCGGAUGCGAAAUUCUUUGCCAAUUGGCUCGCUGAAAGCGCCGAUGAUUUCAGAGUCGGCUCGCUGCUGCUUUCUGAAUGUAGAUUCGCGGUGUUUGGAGUUGGGAGCGGAGCUUAUGGCGAUUCAUAUAAUGCGGUCGCUAGAGAUUUCAGCAGACGGUUCAGAGGAUUAGGUGGCAAUGAGAUUUUGCCGAUUGGGGAAGGCGAUGUCGAUGGUGGGGAGCUGGAUAGCGCUUUUGAGGAAUGGAGCAGGAAGAUCGUCAAGGCAUUGAAGGGAAGUGGGUUGGAGAAUGGGGUCAGUGCUGAGCAGAGCUUCAAUGAUGGAAUUGGUGACGAAUUCUACAGUGAUGAAGAUGAGGAGGAGGAGGAGGAUGACCUGGAAUCGGUGGUCGUUGAUCUAGAGGAUAUAGCAGGGAAAGCCCCAUCAAAGAAAUCUGGUGGUGCAGUCACUCAAACUAAUGGGAAACUGAGCAAUGGCCCUAAAGAAAUGGUGACUCCUGUGAUUAGAGCAAACUUGGAAAAACAGGGUUACAAAAUCCUUGGCUCGCAUAGUGGUGUUAAGAUCUGUAGAUGGACUAAAUCUCAGCUCAGAGGUCGAGGAGGUUGCUACAAGCAUUCAUUCUAUGGGAUAGAGAGUCAUAGGUGUAUGGAGGCCACUCCAAGUUUGGCUUGUGCCAACAAGUGUGUCUUCUGUUGGAGGCACCACACGAAUCCUGUAGGAAAGAGCUGGCAGUGGAAGAUGGAUGACGCUUUGGAAAUUGUUAAUUCUGCCUUAGAUCAGCAUAGAAAGAUGAUCAAGCAAAUGAAAGGAGUUCCUGGUGUUACCCAGGAGCGAUUAGCUGAAGGUCUCUCUCCCAGGCAUUGUGCUUUAUCACUAGUCGGUGAACCUAUAAUGUAUCCUGAGAUUAACACUCUUGUUGAUGAACUACAUAAAAGGAGAAUAUCAACUUUCCUAGUGACAAAUGCUCAGUUCCCAGACAAAAUAAAAAUGCUCAAACCUAUCACUCAGUUAUAUGUAAGUGUAGAUGCUGCAACAAAAGAAAGUCUGAAAGCAGUUGAUAGACCACUCUUUGGAGACUUCUGGGAGCGGUUCACUGAUUCGUUGACAGCUCUGAGGGAUAAACAUCAGCGAACUGUGUACCGUUUGACACUGGUCAAAGGGUGGAACACAGAGGAGUUAGAUGCUUACUUUGAGCUAUUCAGCCUUGGGCAGCCCGAUUUUGUCGAAAUCAAAGGCGUCACUUACUGUGGAUCGUCUGCAACAUCAAAACUGACGAUGGAGAAUGUGCCGUGGCAUGCUGAUGUGAAGGCCUUCUCAGAGGCAAUAGCACUGAAGAGCGAAGGGGAGUACGAAGUUGCUUGUGAGCACGCCCACUCGUGUUGUGUCCUGCUGGCUAAAACUGACAGGUUUAAAGUGAAUGGACAGUGGUUUACCUGGAUAGACUACGAGAAAUUCCAUGAUCUGGUUGCUUCUGGGAAAUCCUUCGACAGUACGGAUUACAUGGCUGCAACACCUUCAUGGGCUGUAUAUGGCGCUGACGAAGGUGGAUUUGAUCCCGAUCAAGCUCGAUAUAGGAAAGAGCGGAAUCAUAGACCAAAGCCCUGAUCGACCAGGUUAGAGAGUUAGAGUCUCUGCUUUUCGUUUCUUCUCUCUUUUCUUUCUGUCAGGGAUAGUAAACUAUAACAAAAUUACAAACGAGCCCGGAGGCAGCAAACAAGGGACUCGAACAAGGCCUUUUGGCGGUGAUUCUCGUCACGAUUGAAUUAUUUAUAAACAUACAAUAUCCUGUUUUACCCAGUUUGGUGGUUGAAGAGUUGCGGAAUUUCUGUACUCAUUUGUGGUGUGUUAGAGAUUUGUGGUGUGUUAGAGAGUGAUAUAAAAUUCAUAAUAAUUUAACUGGUUUAUGAUAUGGUUUGAGAGUCUGAUUUGACCAAGUGAUUGUAUGUUCGAAUCUUCACGUCUCCAAUAUUAACCGUUGAUUAAAGCUAAAGUUAUGGUAAGUCUGUGCAAAUUUCAAGUUCAUGAGUUGGCUUUUGAUAGAGAGGGCGUGAUAGAGAGUGAUAUAAGAUUCAUCAUAACUUUCCGUGAUGAUAAAGCUGGCUUAGUAAUAGCUUGGUUCUUUGAUCAUUAAGACUCUACUCAUCGGCUCUGGACCGAGUCACAUUAUCAUCCAAUGAAGGGAAAACCAAUUUGAUUGGGCAGAAAUCCCAGUACACAGUGAUUCUCUCGGUCAUCGUUGUAGGGUGGAGACAAGUAGGGAUGUUAAUCGGUAUGGUGUCGGUUGACCACUAAUUGAUACGACGGUUAGUGUUUAAUUCAAAAAGUAAAAAAAACUCAUGCCUAUAACCGAACCGAUAAGCCUUAUUAACUAACCAUCUUUUAUCGGUUCGGUUAGAGAUUAGUUUGACGGUUAACCAAUAAUCACUCUCAAGGAACUACAAAUAUAGAAUCAAUCACUCCUAAUUAUUAAUUAAGGAAAUAUAUAACAAUGAGUAAAUACUUAAUAAAAUCUUGUUCAUGUCUGAAAUAGGAGGAGGGAGGUCCAUCAAAGAUCGAACAUUAUCUAUGGAGGCGGAGGGCUCGUCGAAGGUGUUGUAAUUCGUCGCUGCCGCCGCCUUAUCACCACCGGAGGAUGACGACGACGACGUUCCCACAAUGUGUUGAAUCAGCAUCGAGGCGCACCUGUAGGCUAUCCAGACGACGCUGCAUCAACAGGCCGACGAGGGCAUCUUUCACCUCAAGACCCGGAACGGCGUCCCAGUACUUGAGGUGAACGUACAACGUCAUCUUCGCCGACGUCAACAAAUCGAUCAGGUCCGUUGCGCACGACGACGGGGGAUUGUGGCCGCAACCAAAACGAUCAUGAGAAGAUAGAUGGCUCGCUAGCAGAGCCGCCACCAGGACGAGAACAUCCAGCAGCAACAGUCUCGUUUACCAUGAAAAUCCAGCGGCGAACUGGUAGAUGGCCAUAACCAAGCAUCCAGCCCAAACGUACUGAAUUUGAGGCUGGGAAGCUGCUGACAUAUUUCAGCCAUGCUUUUGUUCGCUGUGCAUGUUGUUUGCUGAUUUCUUGGCUUGUUCUCUUCGUUCCUGAAGUUUGCUGUGUCUCAUCAGUUUCCACCAAUCCUAACCUCGUAGCCAUUAAGGAAAAGUUAUAAUGAUUGAUUUGGGUUAUGGUCUCUGAACUAUGCCCUAAAGGGUAAUACAAUCUUUGCUUUCUGCACAGUGGCGAAGUCAGAAGUAUGAAUGAAGGGGUGGAAAUAAAAUAAAAAUAAAAAA